UCCGGCCGGGGUGUCACGUGUCCCCGCGCCGUCCCGCGCCGCCAUUGGCCGCGCGCGGGCGGACCCGGAAGCGGCGGCGGUUUCCUUGGCUACGCCCGCGGGAUGGCGGCGGGGCCGGGCCGGCGGCGGGGCCGGGGCCGGGCCUAGCGGCCGCCGACAUGAACGGAGCCGCGGGCGGGCAGCCCGGCGGCCGGGGGCCCCGCUGGAGGCGGCCCUGGAGGCUGCUGGCCCUCGGGCUGCUCUCCGCCUCCUCCGUGCUGGCGGCCGCCCCGGGCGCCGGGGCCAUGAGCAAGGAGGAGAAGCGGCGGCUGGGAAACCAAGUGCUAGAAAUGUUUGAGCAUGCGUAUAGCAAUUAUAUGGAGCAUGCGUAUCCAGCUGAUGAACUCAUGCCUUUAACUUGUCGCGGACGAGUACGGGGUCAGGAACCAAGUCGAGGAGAUGUGGAUGAUGCCUUGGGAAAGUUUUCACUGACCUUGAUUGAUACCUUGGACACUCUUGUGGUGUUAAAUAAAACCAAAGAGUUUGAAGAGGCUGUAAAAAAAGUAAUAAAGGAUGUUAAUUUAGAUAACGACAUAGUUGUAUCUGUCUUUGAAACCAACAUAAGAGUCCUUGGCGGUCUCCUGGGUGGGCAUUCGGUGGCGAUUAUGCUGAAAGAAAAAGGUGAAUAUAUGCAGUGGUACAACGGUGAACUUCUGCACAUGGCAAAGGAACUAGGCUACAAGCUUUUGCCUGCUUUUAACACCACUAGUGGUCUCCCUUAUCCAAGAGUUAACUUAAAAUUUGGUGUAAGACACCCAGAAGCACGAACAGGAACAGAAACUGAUACCUGUACAGCCUGUGCAGGUACCUUGAUCCUCGAGUUUGCAGCUUUAAGCCGAUUCACAGGAACAUCUAUAUUUGAGGAAUAUGCACGGAAAGCGCUUGAUUUUAUUUGGGAGAAGAGACAGCGCAGCAGCAAUUUAGUGGGUGUUACUAUUAAUAUUCAUACUGGAGACUGGGUCCGCAAAGAUAGCGGAGUUGGAGCAGGAAUAGAUUCGUAUUAUGAAUAUUUAUUAAAAGCCUACGUCUUGCUGGGAGAUGACAGUUUCCUGGAAAGAUUUAACACGCACUACGAUGCCAUAAUGAGAUACAUUAGCCAACCACCUCUUCUUCUUGAUGUUCAUAUUCAUAAACCAAUGCUAAAUGCUAGGACCUGGAUGGAUUCUUUGCUAGCGUUCUUCCCUGGAUUGCAGGUGUUGAAGGGCGAUAUUAGACCUGCUAUUGAAACCCAUGAGAUGCUGUAUCAGGUUAUAAAAAAGCAUAACUUUCUUCCAGAGGCAUUCACAACAGACUUUAGAGUUCACUGGGCUCAGCAUCCUUUAAGGCCUGAAUUUGCUGAAAGCACUUACUUCUUGUAUAAGGCUACUGGGGACCCUUAUUAUCUAGAAGUAGGAAAAACACUCAUUGAAAACUUGAACAAGUAUGCAAGAGUACCUUGUGGGUUUGCUGCAAUGAAGGAUGUUCGUACGGGGAGUCAUGAAGACAGAAUGGACUCUUUCUUUCUGGCCGAGAUGUUUAAAUAUCUUUACCUGCUGUUUGCUGAUAAGGAAGACAUGAUUUUUGACAUCGAAGAUUAUAUCUUCACUACAGAAGCUCAUCUGCUACCACUUUGGCUUUCCACUACGAACCAAACCAUCUCUAAAAAAAACACAACUACAGAAUACACAGAGCUGGAUGACAGCAACUUUGACUGGACCUGUCCGAACACCCAGAUUCUUUUCCCAAAUGACCCUAUGUUUGCUCAAAGUAUUCGUGAACCUUUGAAAAAUGUGGUGGAUAAAAGCUGUCCGAGGGGCAUUUCCAGAGCAGAAGAGAAUCUGGGAAGUGGACCAAAACCACCAUUGAGAGCCAGAGAUUUCAUGGCCAGUAAUCCUGAACACCUGGAGAUACUGAAGAAGAUGGGAGUCAGUUUGAUCCAUCUGAAAGAUGGAAGAGUACAGUUAGUUCAGCACGCGGUACAAGCAGCAAGUUCACUCGAUGCUGAAGAUGGUUUGCGGUUCAUGCAGGAAAUGAUUGAACUCUCCAGUCAGCAACAGAAAGAGCAGCAACUACCUCCUCGUGCUGUUCAGAUUGUUUCCCACCCGUUCUUCGGCAGGGUGGUCUUGACUGCUGGACCAGCGCAGUUUGGGAUGGAUUUAUCCAAACACAAAGCAGGGACAAGAGGAUUUGUCGCAACCAUUAAGCCAUAUAAUGGAUGCUCAGAGAUCACUAAUCCUGAGGCAGUGAAAGACAAAAUUGCUCUGAUGCAGAGAGGCCAGUGUAUGUUUGCUGAAAAGGCACGCAACAUUCAAAAAGCUGGAGCAAUAGGCGGCAUUGUUAUUGAUGACAACGAGGGAAGCAGUAGUGAUACAGCUCCUCUCUUCCAAAUGGCCGGUGAUGGUAAGAAUACAGAUGACAUCAGAAUUCCCAUGCUCUUCCUCUUCAACAAGGAAGGAAACAUUAUACUGGAUGCAAUCCGCGAGUAUGAAGCUGUGGAGGUGCUUCUUUCUGAUAAAGCGAAAGAUAGAGCAACAAUCUUUAAAGGUAAAAUGAUUCCAAACUACAUUAUCGAUAGCAACUUGGAAAUGGAGAAUAUGGACCAGAAAUUAUCUGAAAAUGAUUCGCAUAAACAGAAUUCUGAAGAAGAAGCUACUUCAGCACCUCAGGAUGUUGUUGCAGAUAGUGAGGAGCCUGGAGAAGGAGGAAGCUCUGAUGUAGCUGACCCUGAUACUUUAUCCCCUGCUCACUCAGACAGUGACAGCAUUUCCAUUUCAAAUCAGGAUUCCCACGUCGCUGGAACCGAUGAGGCUAGUGCUCCGGAGCCAGCGUGUACACAAGAGGAUCACCAGCCUCAGGAACAAGAGACAGAGUCAAAUUCCAAAGUUAACUGGGAUAAUAAAGUCCAACCUAUGGAAUCUAUAUUAGCAGACUGGAACGAAGAUAUAGAAGCAUUUGAAAUGAUGGAAAAGGAUGAGCUAUGACUUGUAAUGAUAACUUAUUUGUUAGUAAAUAGAUGGAGGACUCUUUGGGUAGAAAUGAGGCCCUGAUAUCUGAGAACUAGAAAACAUAUUCAGUAUUGUGAUGAGCAACCAGGUUUUACCUGGAAAUUACCACAGAAAUCCAGGACACGCUCUUUGUAUUGUUUUAAGUUUUCCUGUUUAAAAAUGGGAAUGUGCAAUUGAAGCAUUUGUCUGGCUCUGCUGCAUGGUGCUGUAACCCAGAAGGCUCGUUCAGGGAGGGAACCAGACUCCUGCGUUCCAGGCUCCAAGAGGUCACGCUCCCUUGGCGUCUGGAAAGCAGAAGCUGAACGCGGUGAGGCUGACAUACCACGUAACGGUUAUUGAUGGGAGCGGUUAGAGGGCAGCCACUGUUCGGUUGGAGCGAAGGUGCAGUUUCACUGAUCCCCACUGAGCCGAAAGCCUUCUUUGAUAGCAGCAGGUGAAAUUCUAUUCCAAGUUAUUGUGUCUGCAAGACAGAACUAGAAGCAGUUCGGUUUUGUCCUGACAUAUCAUACUGAGACAUAGCAGCACUGCUCAUCACUCCUUCCAUCUGGUACCAUGAAGAACCACCAUGAUGACACAUGAGUUUUCCCUUCUGCUCCACUUUCCCCUAGAGAAACUCUGUAAACCAAAGGCAACGUGUACUUUGUAAGCAGGUUCCAUCAGGGAAACUUAAGGCAGCCGUGGCGUCUGCCAGAAAAAGUGUUGUGAUGUAUUGUGAAAGUUACGGGAGGGGCUGUGGUGAAGUGGCUGAGGCAGAUGUGGAGUUACAGGUAUUUCCUUUGGCCUCCCAGGUUGAAAAACUCAAAUCUACCCUGAGAUACGGAAUUUAAACUGGCAAUAUUCUCUCCAAGGACACUAAACAGAACUAGAUCAGCUAUAACAAACAUCUUCCUUUUUCUACGAGUUUGACUUCUAACAGCUUGACUCUGCUGUCGUUCUUUUUAUACACAACUUCUUUACGUGCGAUACUUUAGGCAAUGAGGCCAGUACUGGUAGUGAAGCGCAGGGCUUUGGGCUGUUGGGUCCAUAAUGGAGAUUAGAGUGGUGUGAGCUGCGAGGAUGACUGAUAAUAUGUUGCUCUGGGGUUUGGGAGGUUGUGACAGGUAAGUGCAAGUCCCAAUUUCUUCUCCCUAUUAUGAAAAACGUUAUUUAAAUAAAAAUGGGGAUGUUUAAACAACUGAGAGACAUUUUGACUGUGUCCAAAGAAACUGCCAAAACCAACUUGAUUUAUAUAAACUGCUUUUAGUGAAUUGUGGUUCAAAGAAUCGUUUUAUAUUAAAGAGUAAAUUAACACUGCCUAUAUGCUUCACCAGGCUAAAAAUCAAGGUUUAUGUUCAUCUUUACAAUGGACGAGAAAAAAAGCCCCUUUCUGAGUUGCACCUUUCAUUUAGCUGGUGGGAUGAUGCGUGCUGAAUAUGCAACUGCCAAUUAUUCCUGCCAUACUGUAUUUAUUUCUGUGUCCUCUCGUACAGUAUGAACGGAGAGAGCCCUGGCAAGUGGUGUGUACGUGUCUACUUCGUGACGCUUGCUUUCAAGAGUAUGGAAAUGCACAGGCACCUUUUGAGAGCACGCCAGUCAAUCGGAGCAUUAUCCAAACGGUAACUUGAUAUCACUAGAGUAGGAGGCAGUUUCGAGGAGGAAAUGAGGUGGUAGCAGAAUAGCAUAUAAGUGUCCUUUUGAAUAAAUUAGCUUUUAAAUGUAGUUCUAAUUCUUUUGCACAAAUAACCGUAUGGAGGCUUGGACUGAAUGAGCAGGGCUCGAGGCAGCUGGGCUUUUCAGUGGAGAAUUUCAUUUUUAUGUGUUUUUGUUUCUUUUAAGGUUUUUUUCCUCUAAAGAGUUUGCUCAUGGGAGCCUUUUAAGUGUCCUUCGUCACUUGGAGCCUGGGUGUGUGCUCGAGGGACGCUGCGCUUCCCCGGCAGCCCUGGGCUCAAAGCGACGUGGCCAAGUGCAGGCAGCUGCGGGAUCGGAGCCAUCGGGUGCAGAUCAGUUCCGCCCCGGCAGUUCUAUGAUCCGUGGGUGCUUGGUGCCACGACAGGAGCAUUUCUGUCCCUGUGCUCUCCGACGCGGUCUGCAUCUUCAUACUCUUUAGCUUUUUGGGUGGAAACAGCGUUGUCUGUGUUGCUGUAGAGGCCCUGUGGUCGCUAUGCAGAGGCUGUCGAUAUCGCAGCUAAAGGUUUGGUUUUUUUUUUUACUUGCAGCGUAUUUAGGUGUAGAUGUAAAAUUUCAUUAAAAGAUGAACUUUCCUCGCCACCACCAGCUCGUUUUUAACUGCUUUUCCCACAUCUGCUGAUAAAGCCACAGGCAUUAGCUCCCCUAUUUUAAGGGAUAUUUGAACGAUCCCAGAACUCCGUAUGGAUUCAAAGCAUCAUUUUGGUGGUGGCCUACCUCAGAGAACUCCUGCCUCCUUCCUUUUGGGUUGUUUAUUUUGCUCAGUUUCUUUUACUUUACCUAUUAAACCAUCACAAAAGCCAUAGCUUUGUUUACAGAACAGAGUAAGAUAAGGUUUUGCCUUUUGGGAAACGACUAAAUCGGGGGGCAGUUUUAUUCAGGUUAUUUUCACUUUGUGUUUCCUUACGAGGAAAUGAGCUUUAGUUCAACCUUUUCAUAUCGUUCUGAAAAUAAUUCAGUUUUCUGUCACUGUCUUCUUGGAAAGCGAAAAGAAUGUAUUCAUCAAAACUUUUGGAGAAGGGAGUAAGUGUUCUUCCCAGGUUUUUAGACGCCUCCUCAUUGUCUCUUUCUUGGUGUGGUGGUGCCCUUUUACUGGUGUGGUAUUGAACACUGAAGAAUUCAGGAAUCGCAGCUGGAGCUUGCACUUAUUCCAUGCCAUGUCCUUCAGAUCAGCCAAUUAAUUUCUUAUUCAGUUUUAGAGGAAUCGUCUCAAUUGUUUACAUUUAUUGUUUCUCAAUGAAGUUUCACAACGAGCCCGGCUCUGGUCCUCCUCCGGCCAGCGUACCCGAAGGCGUAGCGGUAGGCACGAAUAAGCGUGUGUUGAGAGGUUAAAACCAGAACAAUAUGCAAAAGGCAUCAGUCAGAACAUAGGGAAAAAAAACCAUUCUGUGAAUGAAAUAUUGUAUGUUCAGAUUUUUUAGGGUUUGGUGUUUUUUUUCAGCCCAAUUUACAGCCGUAUAUUUUCUUAUGAAAGAGGUUUAAUCCCAGGUGCUGUAACACGAUGGUUGGGUUUCACUGGUGACAAACAUAUACAAUAUUUCUAAGGGCAACUAUGUACUGUGAUGUAUAAGUCUGGGCUAAAAUGUAUAUAAUCUGUGUACAUAAUUCUGUACUUGAUUAUAAUUGCUGAUUGUAAAGAUUUAAUAAAAUGUAAAUAUUCUGGUCAAGCUGCGCUG
Cuculus canorus (common cuckoo) is the source of this 6364-nucleotide messenger RNA. It is a transcript of the gene EDEM3, whose product is annotated as ER degradation enhancing alpha-mannosidase like protein 3. The transcript has 21 exons. Gene Ontology annotation, cellular component: endoplasmic reticulum; membrane. Gene Ontology annotation, biological process: mannose trimming involved in glycoprotein ERAD pathway; carbohydrate metabolic process; endoplasmic reticulum mannose trimming. Gene Ontology annotation, molecular function: mannosyl-oligosaccharide 1,2-alpha-mannosidase activity; calcium ion binding. Lineage: Eukaryota; Metazoa; Chordata; Aves; Cuculiformes; Cuculidae. The record is from RefSeq and is a predicted model, not a curated record. Bases 159 to 2999 code for a protein of 946 amino acids.